Messenger RNA from Polyodon spathula (Mississippi paddlefish), 597 nucleotides. RefSeq names its product protein prune homolog 2-like. The coding region runs from base 1 to 597 and encodes 198 amino acids. Lineage: Eukaryota; Metazoa; Chordata; Actinopteri; Acipenseriformes; Polyodontidae. Gene Ontology annotation, molecular function: exopolyphosphatase activity. Gene Ontology annotation, cellular component: cytoplasm. The record is from RefSeq and is a predicted model, not a curated record. The transcript is spliced from 5 exons.
AUGGACCAGAUCUUGCAGGGUCUGGAAGGGGUCAUCUGUUGCUUAGACGACAUGCUGAUAAUGGGGAAAAAUGACAAGGAACACAUGGUAAACCUGGAAAUGGUGCUGUCUAGUGAGGACUGUGCUUUGGAAUCGUCCGUUGUCAGAGUAAUCAAUCCCUGUGAGCGAUGGGAAAGCAGUGAGGAGUUGCAGGAGUCGUCAUCCACCUCCCUGGUAGCAAGAGAGAUUCUCCAAGAGGCACCAGAGCUGCUCACACUGCAACUGGCUCUUCUCCUCCGAGGAGCCAUACUUUUUGAAUCUAUUAAUGCGCCUUCCAAAGAUCGCAAGUUGACCAACGACCAAGAAGAAUUGCUCUAUGCUAUGGAGAAGAAGUUUGGGGAGCUUCCUCCGAGGGAGGAUGCCAUCACAGUUUUAAAGUCAGCCAAGCCAAAAUUUCAAGGAGCAAACAUUGAAGAGAUGCUGCUAAAGGAAGUGAAAGAGCUGUCGGAUGGAGAUAUUAAAGUUGCAAUUAGCACUGUGCACAUGAACCUGGAGCAGAGGACUAACGAGUCGGGAGCUGCAGCCACGGAGCCAGCACAGACCCCACAGCACGACUAG